CAUAACACCCAUCUGCUUCUGCUGCUGGCCCGGGUAGAAGCCGAAGGUCACACUACACAAGAUGGCGGCGGCGCUGGCUGUGCUGCUGAGGGCUUCCACUCCCGCCCGGCUACUCUCAGGCUCAUUGUAUGCACGUAAUGGCGGGCUGGCGUUAUGGCAUCACCAUCAGAGUCGGCGGCCUUUCAGUAACAAUAAGAUCCUUGUGGAAUUGGAUGAAGCAAGCGGCGUUGCUGUCAUGAAGAUGAAUAAUCCUCCAGUCAACAGCCUGAGCCUGGAGUUCCUGACUGAGUUCUCUAUCAGCCUGGAGAAGCUGGAACUAGACCGCGGCUGCCGGGGCCUUAUCCUGACUUCUGCAUUUCCCAAAAUCUUCUCUGCUGGGCUGGAUAUCACAGAGAUGUGUGGGAAGAGUGCCGAGCAUUACUCUGCUUUCUGGAGGGCUGUACAGGACAUGUGGCUGAAGCUAUACGGGUCCAAUAUGGCGGUAAUUGCGGCUAUUAAUGGGUCCAGCCCUGCUGGAGGGUGCCUCAUGGCUGUGUGUUGUGACUACCGCAUCAUGGCUGAAGAUCCAAAAUUUGCCAUUGGCCUGAACGAGACUCAGCUGGGCAUAGUGGCCCCCAUAUGGUUCAGGGACACCAUGGCAAACGUCGUGGGUCAUCGUGUGACUGAGCAGUCCCUCCAGUUGGGCCAGAUGUAUUCAGCUCCAGCUGCGCUUAAAGUCGGCCUUGUGGACCAGCUCGUCCCGGAGGACAAGGUGCAGAGCACAGCAGCUGCGGUCAUGACCCAGUGGCUUUCCGUCCCAGAUCAUGCCCGUCAGCUCACUAAGUCCAUGAUGCGCAAACCCACCAUAGACCGACUCCUCAAACAGAGGGAUGCGGAUAUCAGCAAUUUUGUUGGCUUCAUCGCAAAGGAUUCCAUCCAGAAGUCUCUGCAGGUCUACAUGGAAAGGCUAAAACAGAGGAAGCCGUAACUAGCAAAGUGGAUGAUGGAAUUUAUUCUAGCCGUAACCUGCCCUAAAUUGUGACCUGGCUAGCAAUGCGGGUGUAAUGCCGGAAUCUCUGCCUUAAUUGUCAUUGUAUCUAGGAAACUGCCUGUUGGACCUCACUGUAUGUGUGUAGCGUAAAUAUCCCUCUGCAGAUGUGUAGGACCUCACACACUUUCUUUGUAAGAACUAAUAAAGUAUACAAAAUAUUUUGUGAA
This is a messenger RNA of Pseudophryne corroboree (corroboree frog), 1197 nucleotides long. RefSeq names its product enoyl-CoA delta isomerase 1 (gene ECI1). NCBI's taxonomy places the organism in Eukaryota, Metazoa, Chordata, Amphibia, Anura, Myobatrachidae. Gene Ontology annotation, cellular component: mitochondrion. Gene Ontology annotation, molecular function: delta(3)-delta(2)-enoyl-CoA isomerase activity. Bases 62 to 967 code for a protein of 301 amino acids. Gene Ontology annotation, biological process: fatty acid beta-oxidation. The transcript has 7 exons. The record is from RefSeq and is a predicted model, not a curated record.